CGUAGGUCAGUGUUUCACGUGACUGCGCGUUUGCACACUAGCCUAAUCAAACUCUGAUAUCUCUACCAAGCAGUUAUGCGAGGGCCUACAGACAAACAACCCAAGCAGGACACUUGUGUCUAGACCUAACAUACAAGGACGAUAUGGAUCGCAAUAACUCCACGCUGAAACACCCAAUCUCGCGUCCUUCGUCAGUCGCUUCGAUCAACACCACCUCCACCAACAAGAACCGCCAAUACGCGCACCUGCACGCGCAAUUGGCCCAACUCAACGCCCACCUUGCAGACACCGAAAACCUGAUGAGGAUGACGGCUGUUCAGGCACAAGAUAUGCGUUUCCUGGGUGGAUAUGUUGGUGCGCUGUUCAUGGGGAGUGCGAAAGUGUUGGGUGAGAAGAGUGUGCAGGGAAGGGGGAAACAGCAGCAGCAGGACGGUAGUGGGAAAGAGACUUGAAAGUUUAAAAGAGUAAGAGGAAGACUUGAAGAAUGCAACCACAAAUGCAUACACCGCCUGGGACGCAGAAUGAUGUGAUGCGAUGGGACGGUGUACCUUCGCGGAUCCGUCAAUAAGCCGCCACUACUGUUGGCUCUCUGUAUAAUGUUCGAGAUUACGGCGCCGCGAGAUUUUGGGACGAGUGGUUCCAACGCUUAUCAAGACGUG
Exophiala viscosa is the source of this 659-nucleotide messenger RNA. Its product is annotated as DASH complex subunit Hsk3 like-domain-containing protein. The record is from RefSeq and is a predicted model, not a curated record. The transcript has a single exon. Gene Ontology annotation, molecular function: microtubule plus-end binding. Gene Ontology annotation, biological process: attachment of spindle microtubules to kinetochore. NCBI's taxonomy places the organism in Eukaryota, Fungi, Ascomycota, Eurotiomycetes, Chaetothyriales, Herpotrichiellaceae. The coding region runs from base 144 to 452 and encodes 102 amino acids. Gene Ontology annotation, cellular component: DASH complex.